Molecule: messenger RNA, 2937 nt
Organism: Seriola aureovittata
Lineage: Eukaryota; Metazoa; Chordata; Actinopteri; Carangiformes; Carangidae
Gene: c6h19orf44
Product: chromosome 6 C19orf44 homolog
Exons: 10
Coding region: 340-2517 (725 amino acids)
Source: RefSeq, a predicted model, not a curated record
AGAAGCAGCAGAAUAAUAAGAAGAAGAAGAAGAAGAAGGAGGAAGCUCCUCCAUGGAAACAAGGGACGCCAGAGUAGUUGCUAUCUACUAAGAAGGAAGUAUAUAGGUAGAGGCUGGUACACCACUUUACGUUAAACUAUAGAGGGUCAUGAAGCGUCUCCAAAAGAAUAUAUUACUGACUUUUUAUUCAAGUACACUAUGUGUAGUUAGCCACUAGCUAGCUAACAUGAACGAAGGAUGAAACCUUAACAAACUUGGCUGGCUCCUCUUACGUAUACGUAAACAAUGUAUUAGUUGACGCUUAGCCAAACAGCCUUCGGGAAGAGCGUCAGUUUGAAGAUGUGGAAACGAGGAGGUCGAAGCUCUGCUCUGGACCGAGCUCAGGCUCUGCUCGUCGCGAAGAAGAACAGCAGAGGAGACGCUGAGUCCACACAAGGGGCACAUACAGGUGCUGUGGGUGGGUCUCUGAAAACCAGAUCUGCUCCCCCAAAUACCCAGACUGUACACUCGGAUCUGAGCGACCUGUCCUCGGUCAGUUCAGCUCCUGAGAAUGGAGCUGACUCUGUGCUCUCUGUUGCUCCUGUUAUGAGUCAGGGAGGAGAGGGGGGUUCUAUCAAGGACCUCAGACUUCAGAGCUCUCCGGGAGGUGGCGGAAGCAGAUUCUUGAAGAAGGCUCCACCACCUGGACCCAACUGCAGCCAGUCACCUGUCAGCAGGAGCCAAAUGCAGCAUAAUCCUGAACCAGGAUAUGUGUCAUCUUCCCGGCUUGGCUCCCAGGCUGCUGCUAUGAGUAGACUGGCUCAAAUUGAGAGCCGUAUCCGGAGCCGUCAUCAGGCCCAGGAGCAGGCCAGACGGGGAAUCUCACCACAACCAGAAGCUUCCAAGUCCCUGGAGGCAAUUAUGCCAGUCUCAGCACAGACCAACAGUGACCAGAGUCUGACAGGAAAACGUUUCCUCAAGAACAAGGCAACUGUAGAUGUUGACAGUACUAACACUGCUGCCUCUGGGUAUCCAAAAGGCCCAGAUGUUGGUGUCAGGUCCAGGUCCAGAGCUGCUGGUACUUUAGUCCCUUCAGCAGAUUUGGAGAUAAAGUCACUCAGAGUAAUGAGUGGCGUGAGUCUGGAAAGUGAUGAGGAGGACAUGAGGAAACUGCUUGGAGACUCUUGGGAUUCAACAGACGACAGCUUGUUAAGACCAGGGAGACCUUCAUCCAAGAGAACAGUGGACAAGAUAUCGAGCAAAAGCAGUCAGAAGGUUCACUCCACACCUCCUCCAGCUGCUGUUUGUCCUUCGUCACCCUCCAACGAAGCACCAUCUCGCUCCCCUGCCUCUCUCUCUCGCCGUAGUUCUCCUUUUCGAUUCACUGGCCAGGCUCAGGCCCACUUCAGCCCCUCUGUGCUCUCUCCAUCCCCCUCUCCUCCCCGUGUCUCCCCCUCUCCUCCGAGGAGAAUGAACUCUCCUCACAGGGCUGGCAGUCCACAGCGUUCCCUCUCCUCUAUGUCAGGCCGCAGUGAGGUGCUCUCUCUGGAGGAGCUCUUUCCUGUGGGGCCUGGCUCCGAAGAUCCCCACAGUGAGAUGAGUUUCGCCUCUUCUGGAGACUUCAAGAUAAAUGUGAUGACAUUAGACGAUCUUGUCCCUGCUACCUUUGGAUUUACAGAGGAAACGCCAAGAAAGGAGAGAGAAGCCAAACACAGCGCCCCCAUUCCUGGAUCCCUGAUCAGACAUCAGCAGCCACCAAGACUGAGAGAGGGGGAGAAGGAAGAGGAACAACAGCAAGAGGAGGAUGUGCUGGACUACCAAAGUGACUUUGAGAGUGAGAGCAGGACAGAGCCAAAUUACAGUGCGAGCCAGGUUUCAGAGCACCUGCAAGGAGAUGGAGAUGAAUUGGAUGUAAUGUCGGAGAUCAGAGAGGAGGCUUCGAAUUCAGAUGUAUCCUGUGAGAGGACAGAAGAUGAUUACUCGAGCACUUUCUCGGACACAACCUCGCGGACCUUAGAUCGCAGUCAAACAUCAAAGUCAUUCAGCAGAAGCAGGCUCUCCAGAUCCUCACUAUCACACGGCAGCCUGACUUUAGGUCACAAGUCGAAUAGGCGUGAUUUAGCCAGAAAGGUUUUAAAAGAGGCAGCAGUACAGACCCAACCUGAUACCAUGGCAAACACAUGGUCAACUGGUAUGGCUUCAUUUCAACCUCCACUGGGCAUGACCUACAUGAAUCCCACCCCUGUGGCUGCUCAUUCUCUCAGUGCAGAAACAGUAGAAGCUCUCAGCAGCUUCAAUCCAGCUGUAUUUGUACUCAACGAUAUGCUGAAACAGCAGCUCGCCAUGACAAGACGCUUCAUCGAGAGCAGUCGACAGCUUCACUCCUGCCUGGUGCAGAGCCUGGAACCACCAAACUACAGAUACACCACGCUGGAGGACACCAAGGAGUACAUUCGCAAGCACAGACCUCCAAAACUCACAAUGGAGGAAGCCUUAGAAGAGGUGCUGCAGGAGAUGAGAGACUGCCACUGUGUGUGACAGUGGAUGCACAGUCGAACUGGAAUACUGAACUCCCAUGUGCAUUUGCCAUUUCUUCUUGUAUGAGUAAAUGAGAUUUAUACAUAAUGAAAUACUAUUUUUCUACUAUGGAAUUAUAUUUGUUGUCAGUCAGUCACCGUACAUACCAUGGAGAUUUGAAUUGAUUCUUCUGUAAAGUGCACUCUAAGAUCAUGAGCCUCUAUAAUGCAGAAAAUCACAUCAUACAUUCAGUUUUUUAAUUUGUGCCACUUUAAGUAAUGUGAUAUAGUGACGUUUGAAUGUAUCAGAUUUUUUUAAUGGAUUCAUUGUGUGACAUAAAGGCAAUAACACACCCACACUUUGCUAGUGAAAUAAUAUUAAGCAUCCCUGCUGUCACUUGUACAUUCUUAGAAAAUCGUGAUAAACAAUUUUAUACCUUCA